Messenger RNA from Strongylus vulgaris, 336 nucleotides. Lineage: Eukaryota; Metazoa; Nematoda; Chromadorea; Rhabditida; Strongylidae. The record is from the annotation of a GenBank genome assembly.
CUUUUCAGACUUGUAGCUAUCCGGUAUCUGCAAAGUACACUUGCGGAAAACAUCCACCAUGUGUUCCGCAUUCUCCCUAAAGCUAUCGAAGACAGUGACGACGAGGUGAGACGAAUCAUGGUUGAUAUGUGCCCAAGCUUACUCGCUGUUGAAGAAUACGCUGCAGAUACCGUGAAAGAACUCCAGGAAUGGACUGAAGAUGCUGAAAUUGGUGCGGCUGUCCGCGUCGUGCUCGGCGAACCAGCAGCUGAUCGACCUGAUCCCGUUGAGCAUAUCCUUGCGGAUAUGAUGAAUGCACUGCGAGUGAACAUUAAUGAUACUAUUGACUGUUACUAG